AUGUCAACGACAGCCACCAUGGGUGAAAUGGCAAACAGCGCGGUGGAGUUUUAUCCCAAAGGGACUCGAGGCAGGGGCGGCGGCGGAGGAGGAGGGAGGGCAGACGGCAGCAAUGCAGGGGGAGACUUCGGGGUCACGGUGGAGGAGCUCAGGGACUUGAUGGAGCUUCGAGGGACCGACGCCCUGCAGAAGAUCCAGGACAACUACGGAGACACAGAGGGGCUCUGCCAGAGACUACAGUCCAACAUCACAGACGGUCUCAGUGGGGACCCUGCAGAUCUGGAGCGUCGAUGCCAAACGUACGGUCAGAACUUCAUCCCCCCGAAGAAGCCCAAGACGUUCCUUGAACUGGUGUGGGAGGCCUUACAGGACGUUACGCUCAUUAUCCUGGAGGCCGCCGCCAUCAUCUCCCUCGGCCUCUCAUUCUAUCAGCCUCCCGGGAAGGACACUGAAGCGUGCGGGAACGAGGCUGGGUCCGCAGAGGACGAGGGCGAGGGUGACACAGGCUGGAUCGAGGGCGCGGCCAUCCUACUGUCCGUCGUGUGUGUCGUCCUGGUGACUGCGUUUAACGACUGGUCCAAAGAGAAGCAGUUUCGGGGUCUGCAGAGUCGGAUCGAGCAGGAGCAGAAGUUCACCGUCGUGCGGAAAGGAAAUGUCAUCCAGAUUCCUGUGGCGGACAUGGUGGUGGGGGACAUAGCGCAGGUCAAAUACGGUGACCUGCUGCCCGCUGAUGGGAUCUUAAUCCAAGGAAACGACAUGAAGAUCGAUGAGAGCUCACUCACAGGAGAGUCCGACCACGUUGGCAAAUCUGCGGAAAAAGACCCCAUGCUGCUCUCAGGUACCCAUGUGAUGGAGGGCUCGGGCAGGAUGCUGGUGACAGCUGUGGGCGUGAACUCUCAGACCGGCAUCAUCUUUACCUUGCUCGGUGCCGGAGAGUUGGAGGAGGAAGGGAAGGAAAAGAAAGGUAAACAGCCUGAUGGAGCUGUGGAGAACAAUCAGAACAAAGCCAAGAAGCAGGAUGGUGGUGUUGCCAUGGAGAUGCAGCCUCUGAAGAGUGCAGAGGGAGGCGAGGUGGAGGACCGAGAGAAGAAGAAGACCAGCGUCCCGAAGAAAGAGAAAAGCGUGCUGCAGGGCAAACUCACCAAACUGGCUGUUCAGAUCGGCAAAGCAGGUUUGGUGAUGUCGGCCAUCACUGUCAUCAUUCUGGUGCUGUACUUUGUCAUCAACACGUUUGUUGUUGAAGGUCGCACGUGGAUGACUGAGUGCACUCCGGUCUACAUUCAGUACUUUGUCAAGUUCUUCAUCAUCGGUGUCACCGUGCUGGUCGUGGCCGUCCCAGAGGGCUUACCGCUCGCUGUCACCAUCUCUCUGGCUUACUCUGUCAAGAAAAUGAUGAAGGACAACAACCUCGUACGCCACCUGGAUGCGUGUGAGACGAUGGGGAACGCCACGGCCAUCUGCUCCGACAAGACGGGCACCCUCACCACCAACCGUAUGACCGUGGUGCAGACGUUCCUCGGUGAGGUUCAUCACCGUGUGGUCCCGGACCCCGGGCAGAUCAACCCCCGGACUCUGGAUCUGUUAGUCAAUGCUAUUGCUAUCAACAGCGCCUACACCUCCAAGAUCAUGCCCCCUGAUGUGGAGGGGGGUCUGGCUAAGCAGGUGGGCAACAAGACAGAGUGUGGCCUGCUGGGAUUUGUUUUAGACCUGCAGCAGGACUACGCACCUGUCAGAGAGCAGAUCCCCGAGGAGAGACUGUACAAGGUGUACACAUUCAACUCUGUCCGUAAGUCCAUGAGCACAGUGAUCAAACUGCCUGAUGGAUCCUUCCGCCUCUACAGCAAAGGAGCCUCUGAGAUCAUGCUGAAGAAGUGUUCCUACGUCCUUGAAGCCAACGGAGAGCCGCGCAGCUUCCGCCCCCGUGACAGAGACGAGAUGGUCAAACAGGUGAUUGAGCCAAUGGCGUGUGAAGGCUUGAGGACAAUCUGCAUCGCAUUCCGUGACCUGCCAGCCAAUCCAGAACCAGAGUGGGACAACGAGGCAGAGAUCGUGACAGAGCUGACCUGCAUCACUGUGGUGGGGAUUGAGGACCCUGUGAGGCCUGAGGUUCCUGAUGCCAUUCGUAAGUGUCAGCGUGCGGGCAUCACGGUGCGGAUGGUGACUGGUGAUAACAUCAACACAGCCAGGGCCAUUGCUGCUAAAUGUGGCAUCAUCCACCCCGGAGACGACUUCAUCUGUCUGGAGGGCAAAGACUUCAACCGACGAAUCAGGAACGAGAAAGGAGAGAUCGAACAGGAGCGUAUCGAUAAGAUCUGGCCCAAGCUCCGCGUUCUGGCUCGAUCCUCGCCUACAGACAAACACACUCUGGUUAAAGGAAUCAUCGACAGUACCGUCAUAGAGCAGAGGCAGGUAGUUGCAGUAACAGGAGAUGGAACCAAUGAUGGACCAGCUUUAAAGAAGGCCGAUGUGGGCUUUGCCAUGGGUAUCGCAGGUACGGACGUCGCAAAGGAGGCGUCUGACAUCAUCCUGACUGAUGACAACUUCAGCAGCAUCGUGAAGGCUGUGAUGUGGGGACGAAACGUCUACGACAGCAUCUCCAAGUUCCUGCAGUUCCAGCUCACUGUCAAUGUGGUGGCUGUGAUCGUGGCCUUCACAGGGGCCUGCAUCACACAGGACUCCCCUCUGAAGGCGGUGCAGAUGCUCUGGGUCAAUCUGAUCAUGGACACCUUUGCCUCUCUCGCUCUUGCCACUGAGCCCCCCACCGAGGACCUGUUACUACGGAAACCAUACGGACGCAACAACCCGCUCAUUUCUCUGACCAUGAUGAAGAACAUCCUGGGACAUGGAGUGUAUCAGCUCGUCAUCAUCUUCACCCUGCUGUUCAUAGGCGAGCGCAUGUUUAACAUCGACAGCGGCCGUAACGCUCCGCUCCACUCCCCGCCCUCCGAGCACUACACCAUCAUCUUCAACACCUUCGUCCUCAUGCAGCUGUUCAACGAGAUUAAUGCCCGUAAGAUCCACGGAGAGAGGAACGUCUUUGACGGGAUAUUCGCCAACCCAAUCUUCUGCACCAUUGUUCUUGGGACCUUCGCCGUGCAGAUCGUGAUCGUGCAGUGGGGAGGGAAGCCCUUCAGCUGUGCCCCUCUCAACGUGGAGCAGUGGCUCUGGUGUCUGUUCGUGGGAGUUGGAGAGCUGCUCUGGGGGCAGGUCAUCGCCACGGUGCCGACAGAGCGGCUGCCAUGCCUGAAGGAGGCGGGGCUUGGCCUGGAGCCCGGUGAGGACGAAGGGGAGGAGAUGGCCGAGGACGAGGAGGAGAUCGACUGUGCAGAGAGAGAGCUGCGCCGCGGACAGAUCCUCUGGUUCAGAGGGCUGAACCGCAUCCAGACCCAGAUGGAGGUAGUGAGCACGUUCAAGCGAAGCGGUUCGUUUCAGGGAGCGGUGAGACGGCGCUCCUCCGUGCUCAGUCAGCUUCACGACGUAAACGCUAUCUCUACCCCCUCUCACGUAGCUCUCUCCACCGCUACAGCCAAUACCAGCCCAGCCCCCGGGAAUGCGAGUGGUGAAAGCAUUCCGUAGUUCGCUGUACGAGGGCCGGGAGAAACCGGAAUCCCGCAACUCCAUCCACAACUUCAUGGCCCACCCGGAGUUCCUCAUCAACGACCUCAUCCACAACAUCCCGCUGAUCGACGACACUGACGUGGACGACGAAUCAGAGCUCAGCAGAUACCAGCACCUGCACCCGGCCCUCCGCAAGCCGCCGCCCCCUCCCACACAGCCCCAGCCCCCGACCCGCAACCGCCCCACCCGCCCCUACCGCCAGUACAGCCUCCCGGUGACCCCGUGCAACCGAAACAACAACAACAACAGCAGCAGCAGCAGUAUCAGUUCAUCCGUCUCCCACGGCAACAAAAAGAGCAGCCACGCCCCCAGCAACCGCAGCCCUCACCACCACCCCCGCCACCACCACCAACACAACCAUCAUGGCAGGGACCGGCCGCUGAAACCCCCAGCCCCACACCUGGCCCACCUGUACUGCGUGGAGACCUCGUUAUAACUGAACACGUUGAGGGGGAGGAGUCUUUGGGAGGGGGAGGAGUCUUUGGGACGGGGAGGAGGAGAGGGCUGAGGACUCACACAUGACAUUUUCAUCCAGCCUCCCCACGACACGUGAACAGGAGGGAGCGAGGGACGAGGGAGUGGACACUGGCUGCCUGCAGCUCCCUGAGGUAUCUGAGACUCCCCCUCCCUCUGCCCCACCUCCAGCCCUCUCAGUCUGAACCCUGUCCCCCUCCACCGCCCAAAACCGGCCACCCCACCCUGCCCGACCCAACGCUCGCUCAUCACACACGCACAGGUCUGCUCUCGCUGUGUUGCCCUGAGCAACGGCUGGAAGGGGGAGGGAGGGGGGACAGAAAACCAAAAAAAACACCCCCCAGCAGAUCCAACCGCCGGGCCCAGCCCCACUCUGUUUUUAUGGGUGUUCACCGUCAGUGUUAUCGUCCUGUACCCCCCCUCUCCUCCACCUGCUCCCCCUGCCAUCACCCCCCUUUAACUCCACCUGCAGUCACCUGUGAUCAUCCUCAGAGCUCGAACAGUUCAUCCUCUCAUCGGCUCAGACGUGGAGGUGCUCAUUCACUCAUUCUGCUCAACUCUUUAUUUCUCACCACGUCUCCCUUGACGAUAACAACAAUAACAACAACAAACAGAGACACUCUUCAUUCAGCCUGAGCGUGGACGUAACACUGACACAUAGAGAGCAUAUAUACACACACAUGAUGUUUGUGUAUAUAUAUGAUCUUCAUCACUGUUCUGUCUCCAGACUCACCUGAGUCCACAUAAGGGGGGCUGUGAGACCGGACAGUGUGUGUCUCACUCUCAUUGUGAUGCGUGUAUGCUCAUACAGUCCCAUCACCUCCUGCCAUGAUGAUGAUGAUGAUGAUGAUGAUGAUGAUGAUGAUGAUGAUGAUGAACUGAUUUUGGGGUGACUCUGGCCCCUCCCCCUCUCUGUCCGUCCGUCGUCUUCUGUCUUGCUGUUCCUCGCUCCGUUCCGUUGUUAUGUGUCUCACGUCGUCUUGCCCCGUCCUCUCCCAUGGCUUUCGUCCUUGUGUGUGUGUGUGUGUGUCUGUGUGUGUGUGUGUGUCUGUGUGUGUGUGUGUGUGUGUUACAGCUUCUUCUGAGAAAAGCUGAAUGCUUGUGAAGCAUUAACCCUUUAAAUGCCAUCAGACACACAAUGCACAGGCGAUGGCCCUUUAAGACUGACCUACACUCACCUCACACCUGCUCUCGUGCCAUUGCUUGUCUCCGUCAGUAUUGUGCUCACACUGAUUUUGUUGGAUUUGAUGUAGAAGCAUCAAACAGAGGAGCAUGCGGCCGUGUGUCAGUGUUCACUUUUAGCUUUAGCUCGUGAGCUGCUCAGAUCUAUCAGGUGGGACCUCUGACAGCUUUAAUCAUGUGUCAAACACUGUGAGCCUGUCCUGUCAUCGUGUACGCUGAGACUAUCAGGAUACCUUAAAGGAACACUUUCAACACUUUGGAAACAUGUCUGAUGUCUUCUCUCGUCCACAGUGAGCUGAGAGAAUCAGAACUCUGAUCGUGUAGAGGUCCUUCUGUCUUUACUGUUCUCUCAGCCUCUGAAAGACACUGACUCGACUGCACCGCCCAUUGAACCAGAGCUCUUCAGGAAUGGAGUUCAGCCGUGUAUUGAUUAUUCAUUCUGGAUCUUUGCUGGAGCUUUACCAUACUUCAGUGAGACAGAGUUAACCUGGGUUCUGUGUGGAGUUAAAGAUUGCAUUGUUAGCAGAGUUAUAUUUUAUCUGCAUGUGUAGCUUUAUUUUAAAAAGAGCAAGGUACAGGGCGAGAUGUUGGUAUUGAUGCUGAUUCCCAGCAGACUAGAAAGACAUGAACAUUAAAACAGGGACACAGCUCGUAGGUCCUGUGCUUCAUGAUUGAAGGACUUAGAGUUUAAAGGAAGCAUUUCAUUGGACACAAAGUUGGUUUGAGCGCGCAAGCACAGGAUGGGUCAUCAGUUUUUAUGCUUUCAUUGAGGCUAAGGGAACUGUUACAUCCCUAAAUGUUUGACAUAUGAGAGAAUAUAUUCUUAUAUCUAAAAGGUGGACCUGGAACGACUUCUUGUAAGUUUGGCUAACUGUGUCUCAAUGCUAAGCUAGGCUAACUGGAUGCAGCUUCUCAUUGAUUGGUCAGAUGUUAGACUCGAAGAGGGAAACAGGUGUGUGAGUUUUAACCAAAGUGUUGAAUUGCCCCUUUAAGAUGCCUCGUGCUGAUUGGUCCAACACGCAGCGUGAGCUCACCCCAACGAACAAACUGUAAAAAUAUAAACAGGCGCCCCGUGUGAUGCCGGGCGCAGCGCUUGUGACAUCACAUUCCGCCAACAUUCCAUGGAACAUUCUGAACAUUCCAACAGCUGCAUCACAUUCCAGAUCGGCCAUGAGAGCGCCCUCCCGUGUCCCAUAAUGCACUAGGUGUGGGCAACCCGUUCGCUGACUUCAUGUUGCCUCGGAGCGUGACCCCUCCCUCCCCCUCCCUCCCCCCGUUGACCUCCCUGAGUAACCGUCUGGUCCGAGCGCCAGAGGAAGGCGAGGGCAGACGAUAUGCAACAGACUGCCAUGUUCCACCUGUGAGAACAGAACACAUGUGUCCUGCUGCACCUGGUCCAGGACGCGCACAGGCCUCUCUGGGAACAGCCCUACCUGUACAGAACUCUGUCUUCUUGAAUGCUCAACAUCAUUGCGCCCACCCCCCCCUGCCCCGCCCCCUGGGGGUGGGCGGGGUUAACAUUGUAUUGGUCUGUCUGUUUUGAAGCAUGCAUUUGGUAUCAUUAAUGUCACUCUUUAUGUGUUGGUAAAUCAUUUAGGCUACUGUCACUACUGUGUGCUAUGACCUGUCCCCAUCUGCUGUCCUCCUCCUCCUCCUCCGACACACACACACACACACACACACACACACACACGCACACACACACACACGCACACACAUGCACACAAACAUAAACAUAAACACACACAAUCAUACCUGUUUGAGUCUAACAUGUUCUACUUCAGCACCUCUUAUAACAGCGCUAUGAUGCUUUCUGCAGUACACACACACACACACACACACACACACACACACACACACACACACACACACACACACACACACAGACACAUACAUACAUACAUACAUACACAAACAGGCAAACAAUCUUCAGUGGUGUAAAUUUGACUGUCCAUCUCUGUCCAUCCGUCCCGCCACGUUCCAUCAUGAUGUUGUGAGAAAGCUUCACAGAAGGCAAACACAAUGUGAAAAAGAAUAUAUUAUAUUUAUCAGAAUUAUAAAUUGUACAACUGCACCACUACUGUACAGACCGCCCAAAUGUGCACAUGUGCAUCUUUGAUUUACAGGUACUAUGUUCCUGUUACACUCGUUUUUUUAUUUUGGAUGUUUCUUUCUUUUAAUCUUUUGCUUUUUGUAAAGAGAGGAACAACAAAAUGGAAACGCUUGUAUAUUAUGAUUAAUCUGAUUCUUUUUGAGUUCUCCACCGGUGCUCCCACUGAUGGAAAAGACAGUUGCACAUUCUCCUGAGCAUAUUCUGAGGGCUGUGUUUUCUGUCGCUGAACAGUCCCUGACGUUUGCAGAGGUGUGGAGAAGCUUCUAGUCUCUUAAGAGCAGAGAUCUGUAAAUAGAGGACAGGAGGGACAGACGUUCCUCAUUCUGAGCUGAAGGACAAAAAGGGGACCAGGGAGGACGGAGAGAUGGAGGCUGCUGCAGAGCUAGAGACUGCAGAAGUGCAGUGCGCUGCAUUGUCAGGCUGCUCUUGUAGAUCUGCUACCAGUAUUUACUGCCAUGUUUGGAAGAGAAGAACCUAAGGUUUUACAUUAUUCAUUAUACAUACUGUUGUAAAUAUUGUGUGUGAAUGGUCCCCGACUUGCCCAUCGCAGCGCUGUUCCGCUGACAGAAAAUACAGCCUUACCUGUGCUGAAACGAAAAAAGACAAAAAAAUGUACAAAAAAAUCCAUAAAGACUAUUGAAUAUAUUAAAGAGUUACCUGCCUGUUAUUUAAGCGAAUAAAUAUCUAUAUAUGAGAAAGAACACACCUGUAUACUGUAGACUAAAUCUGUAUGGAAAUCUAAGAGAAUUUAAUGGGAAUAAAGUCCAACACCUUUUGUCUGUAUGAAAGAAAAAAAUACAUCAAAGUAUUCUACAAUAAUAACUUUGACAAAGUCUGUGUGCUCCUGUGUUGUUUGUUCAUCAUCACACUAGAUUAUUUUUUAACUUCAGACUCAUUGAAAUGUUUAUUUGAC
Molecule: messenger RNA, 8300 nt
Organism: Notolabrus celidotus (New Zealand spotty)
Lineage: Eukaryota; Metazoa; Chordata; Actinopteri; Labriformes; Labridae
Gene: atp2b3b
Product: ATPase plasma membrane Ca2+ transporting 3b
Exons: 25
Coding region: 1-3576 (1191 amino acids)
Biological process (GO): calcium ion transmembrane transport; regulation of cytosolic calcium ion concentration
Cellular component (GO): membrane; intracellular membrane-bounded organelle
Molecular function (GO): ATP binding; PDZ domain binding; P-type calcium transporter activity
Source: RefSeq, a predicted model, not a curated record